This is a messenger RNA of Dovyalis caffra, 282 nucleotides long. The record is from the annotation of a GenBank genome assembly. NCBI's taxonomy places the organism in Eukaryota, Viridiplantae, Streptophyta, Magnoliopsida, Malpighiales, Salicaceae.
AUGAAUGCGCAAACAAGAAAGUCUUCCCCUUUCUUUCACGAACAACUAUCAUGCCAGGAGACACAGGCUACUACUAAUACACGAGGUGUAGUGGAAAAAAAGGUAGAAACAGUAGAUUAUCAGUCAUCCCCAGGAAAAGGCCAAGAGAUAAGGAGGGUGGAGGUGAUUCACCAGUUCAAUCCCAAUGACAAUUCAAUCACAAGUGGUGGAAUCUUGGUCAGUGCUGCAGCUUCUGUAGCGUCAACCCUUGAGUCUACCAAGGAUGCUAUCUCUGGAAAAUGA